Lycium barbarum (goji berry) is the source of this 1755-nucleotide messenger RNA. RefSeq names its product premnaspirodiene oxygenase-like. The record is from RefSeq and is a predicted model, not a curated record. NCBI's taxonomy places the organism in Eukaryota, Viridiplantae, Streptophyta, Magnoliopsida, Solanales, Solanaceae. Gene Ontology annotation, molecular function: monooxygenase activity; iron ion binding; oxidoreductase activity, acting on paired donors, with incorporation or reduction of molecular oxygen. The coding region runs from base 48 to 1595 and encodes 515 amino acids. The transcript has 2 exons.
UAUAUACCAACCUAAACACGUUGCGUGUAUCCGUCAGAGAUAAGUGCAUGUUUUCUUUUCUUUCCAAAAUGGAGAUUCAACACUUACCCUUCAUCAUCUUCAUCUCACUUGUGCUUCUCCUCUCCCCUUUCUUCCUUCUUUUUCAAAAAUGGAAAACAUCAAAAUCCCCAAACAAAAAAUUGCCUCCUGGACCAUGGAGGCUACCUCUUAUAGGAAACAUGCACCAAUUAAUUAGUGACCUACCACAUCGUUCUCUUAGAAAUCUAUCGAGAAAAUACGGCCCGAUUAUGCACUUAUGUCUUGGGGAAAUCUCAGUAAUUGUUGUAUCUUCACCAGAAAUGGCAAAAGAAAUCAUGAAAACACAAGACCUGAUUUUUGCAACUCGACCAAAAAUUAUGUCAGUAGAUAUCAUAUUUUACAAUGCCACAGACGUAGGAUUUUGUCCAUAUGGUGAUUACUGGAGAAAUAUGCGCAAAGUUUGCCUCCUGGAACUUCUUAGUGCAAAGAUGGUCAAAUCAUUUGAUUCAAUUCGACAAGAAGAGAUGUCAAGUCUCAUUUCAUCUAUCCGUUCGACGCCAGCCGACUCAUUGAUCAACUUAUCUAAUAGAAUAUUUUGGUUUACAAAUUCGGUAACGUGUAGGUCAACAUCUGGAAAAGUCGUACAUGAUCGAAAUAAGUUAAUAAUGUUGGUAAAAAAUAUAUAUUCAUUAUGUGGAGGAUUUGACUUAACUGAUUUGUUCCCUUCACAAAAGUGGCUUCACAAUAUCAGUGGAAUGAAGUCCAAAUUGUCGAAGGCACACUCAAAGGUUGAUGAAAUCUUGGAGAAAAUUAUUAAUGAUCAUCGAGAUAACCGAGCAAAAGGUAAGAAAUGUAAUGGUGAGUCUGGAAAUGAAGAUUUGGUAGAUGCUUUACUUAGAGUAAUGGAGAGUGGAGAAUUUGGAUUAACUAUCACAAACCAGAACAUUAAAGCAGUCAUUCUUGACAUGUUUGCUGCUGGAACUGAAACAGCUUCUGCAACAAUUAUCUGGGCAUUUUUAGAAAUGGUUAAAAAUCCAAGUGUCAUGGCGAAAGCACAACUUGAGGUGAGAGAACGAUUAAAUGGAAAAAAAGCAUUUGAUGUUAAUGAUUUGGAAGAGUUUAACUAUUUGAAAUUAGUGAUCAAAGAAACAUUAAGGUUACAUCCUCCGGCUCCUUUAUUACUCCCAAGGGAAUCCAGAGAAGAAACAAAGAUCGAUGGGUACACUAUACCUGUCAAAACAACAGUCUUGGUGAAUGCGUGGGCAAUUGGGAGAGAUCCCAAAUAUUGGCAUAACUCAGAAAGCUUUAUACCUGAGAGAUUUGAGAAUAGUACUAUUGAUUUCAGAGGAAAUCAUUUUGAAUUUAUUCCGUUCGGUGCAGGGAGGAGAAUGUGUCCGGGAAUAUUAUUUGGUCUAGUUAAUACUGCACAUCCUUUAUCUCAGUUACUUUAUCACUUUGAUUGGAAGGUUCCUGAUGGGGUUAAUCCAAAUGACUUGGACACGAUCGAAACAGAAGGAUUAACGGCAAGAAGAAAGAGUGAUCUUUGUUUGAUUGCUACUCCUUUUGGCAUCUCUUAAUAAAAAUAGAGACAUAAGAACUUUGAUGCUUAUUUAAAGUAGUUGCAUAUUUCACUGGUUACUACAUGUUUAUAGUCCAGUGAUCAAUAAGUUGAUAAUAGUGUAUUGUAUAAUAAAGUAAUUUGCUUCUUGUAUACAUGAUAUAUAUGUAUUUUUCUUA